UAAAUGGAAUCAUAAACAAUAUUUCAAUUCCAUGUGAUAUGUGAUAAAAUUCCUAAAUAAGCCUAAAACGCGUUUUGUAUAAGUAGGCUUUGGCAACUCUGCCUUUUCUUAAAUGAAAUUCGUAGAAAUUUGCUUUUAUUUAUUAACGAGAAACUUGAAUUAAAAUUUGAAUACUAUCUCGUUAAAACGCUAAUAUGGCCUGGGCUCCAUCGACAAACUUUGAGGACGAUUUGGUCGACUUAGAUCCAAAUUGCAAUUUUAUAUAUGGACAGCUAGCAUACGAAGCAAAGCGGAAGCAGGAGUAUACUCCACGUCCAAAAUCGACUUACGAGUAUCUCGCGAAUCGGCAAAAGCGCAACGAGGAGAUAGAAAAAUCGCACAGCUCAAAAUCGAAGGAAAUUUGCGCCAGUCUGGCCAUGAUGGAGCGUAUACAGCAGAUAGCUGGAACCAAGCCGUUAGGUGAACACGCGACCAUGUCAGAUUGGGACGACACAAGCACCGUGGAAAAGGAGGCGGUUGCAAUGAUGCGACAUUUUGGCAUGAUGUCCAUGACUGAUGGCUCGCUGGCGCCUCCAAAAACUGAAUCUUUGCCACACAGCAACAUUCACGUGAUUCGAAAUGGUCGUCGAAGUUUCCCAUUAAUCCUGGAUCCGCAGUAUUUUGAGCCGGGCAAGACACGCAAGAUGAGUAACUCAAGCUAUAGCUCGGCAACAAGCGGCGGAACUAACAACCCUCGAGCAUCCGAGUCUGGUAGCAGUGCAAGCAUUUAUACCACUGCCAACUCGGAUAUUGAGGAAACGGACAGCAGCCAAGACGACCAAGGCUUCGACGAGAUUCCCUAUACAUUACUCGAAGAAACCUUGGAACCAAAACUGAACACUCCUAAGCCGUAUAAAACCAAAAAGACUAGAGGAAGUCGUCCGUCGCAGAGUCAGCGACAUCAGAUGGCAACAACGAAGAGCCGACCUUGUCUAUAAGGCGAUAUAAGGAGGACCCAUUAUCAAGUGAUAUAAUCUACAAUACAUAUCGGGUAUUACAGCAUGGAAAGAGAACAUGAAGCCUUAAAUGAAACCUAAAGUAAUGUGAUUUAUAAACUUAAUAUAGAAUAGCUAUAAAUGGGGUCUUAAAUUUCUUUUCGCCUCUUAAGGCAAUUAAAUAGUAGAUAUUAAUAAAACUGGCGAAAUUGAAAAACUUGUGUUUUAACAAGUUGAAGCCAUUAAAUGAUAGAAAAAGUAAAUUAACUUAAAAAGUCCAAAAAUGCUCAUUAAAAUUUGAUAAGAGCAAAGGAUUUGCGUGUCUUGUCGAGUUAAGGGUAUAUCGAACUUUUCUUCUUUUUUUUUUUUAUUAUGUUUAACCUUUUAUUUUGCUAACCUUUCGUAUGAAAGUUCCUUUCGUUCGUUAAUUGCUCGUGCUGAAAUUGUUAAUUGCUUUUGGUUGUGGAACUGAUCACAAAUAUUUUCAAGUUUUUAAAUGAUGUGGUCAAUCAAUAUUAUGUCAAGCUUUGAAAAGAAGUAAAUAAUUUUAUGUAAGACAAAGCUAAAUUUAAUAAAAUCUUUUAAGACCAUUCCCACAAGCCAAAUUCUCAGUGCCUCAGUCGACAUAUAUAUAUGUAUAUAUGAUUAAACAUAUCUUCUCAUCGAAACAAAUUAAGCAUUUGAAAUUUGCUGAUUACAGGAAUUAACAGCCAUAUUCGGCAGGUCGAUGACAAAAUACCCUUUUCUCUAUGGCGCUUAUAUUUAAAUAAAAAUAUGUAUAAAAAUGUCAUAAAAUCUGUAAUUCGCAAAAUGUUUCCAUAAAAUGUAUAUAUUCCAUCGUAUCUCAAAGAAUUUAUGAGAACAGUUAAUCGCAAACUGUUUUGUUUGUAAGGACAUUUAGGCCAAAAUAAGAGGCUAUAUAAUGCUCCUUCUAUAUAAGCUAAAUCUUAUCUGUAGGGGGAAUCGAUAAAAGAUUAAUGACACUACUUUCUCUUUGCUAUUGUACAAAAAAUCCAUUUUCAAUUGUCGCUAUAAAAGCUGUAUAAUACAGUAUUCUGAUCAUGA
This is a messenger RNA of Drosophila virilis, 2039 nucleotides long. It is a transcript of the gene squ, whose product is annotated as squash. NCBI's taxonomy places the organism in Eukaryota, Metazoa, Arthropoda, Insecta, Diptera, Drosophilidae. The record is from RefSeq and is a predicted model, not a curated record.